Molecule: messenger RNA, 705 nt
Organism: Tilletiaria anomala UBC 951
Lineage: Eukaryota; Fungi; Basidiomycota; Exobasidiomycetes; Georgefischeriales; Tilletiariaceae
Exons: 2
Coding region: 1-705 (234 amino acids)
Source: RefSeq, a predicted model, not a curated record
AUGGUCGCGCACAAGUGCAGUAGCUCUACAUUGGACAUCGUGAUGAUCCUUGCCAGCGCUGGGGGCUCUUCCGGCUUGAACUCGUCGUACCCGUCGUGUUGGAACGCGAUCGCGGGGCGAACGACUACCGCCGUCCUGGCACGUGAUGCAUCGAAUCCGCUCGUGCCCGAGUACCUCGCGGAGCAGCUCGGCCCUGCGCGCUUCGAUGUCCAGCGUGCACGGCGCACCGCGGGUCGUCAGCCGGAUUCAGUCGUCCUGUCGCGCGACGAAGAGCAAGGGAUGCAUGUGCUACACGCUAGGCUCGAAUGUUCCGAAUUUAUCUUACGUGUUAUGCCGUCGCUGCCCUCGACCAAGAGCAACAGCAUGCGCUCUUUGGCGCGACGGUCAGACUUGAAAUGGGGCAAGUUGCCAGUCGUCCAGUCAAAUGUGAGUAGCAGGCUGCUUUUCCCCGUUGUGCUGUGUCCUUGGGGCAUGGCGAUCAUCAACGCUCGUUCCCCGCCACCGAGGCACGUGGGGCACGUGAAGCGCUCAAAGUCCAAGGAACACCACAGCGGCUCGGUCAGGUGCGUCUCGAUCCACAGCGCACGCGGUGUGCCGCCGGUGGUGAGUCCGACCCAGUCGUCUUGGCGUGAGACGACAAUCAGCAAGCCCGAUCCGUACUGCACCAAUGGAGGCGCUUUGCGGAACAAAACGCCCGUGCCCUAG